AUGGCCACCCCCUCGCGCACGAAAGAGGCGGCAACAUCCUCGCUGGCGCUGCGACAUGGCGUGGAGGAGGAGGCGGCGGCGGAGGGACAAGGGCCUCCUGAUGGAGGCCUCAAGGCGUGGAUGGUGGUCGCGGGUGGUUUCCUCACGUACUUUGUGACUUUUGGGCUCCUCAACUCCUUCGGCACGUUCCAAGCCUACUACGGGACGCAUGUCCUCCCCGAGCGCAGCGCCAGCGCCAUCUCGUGGAUCGGGUCCGUCCAGCUCUUCCUGCUCUUCAUCGGGGGCCUGGUCUUUGGGCCCCUAUUCGACACCAAGGGCGCCCGGGUGCUCCUCGUCCCCGGGACCGUCGCGCUCGCGCUCGCGCUGAUGCUCAUGAGCGUCUGCCGGCAAUACUACCAGUUCAUCCUGACGCAGAGCCUCCUGCUGGGCGUGGGCGUGGCCAUGCUCUUCUACCCAACCAUCUCGGCCAUCCCGCACUGGUUCCACCGGCGUCGUGGGCUGGCCAUGGGCGUCGUUGUCUCGGGGUCGUCCCUCGGUGGCAUGGCCUGGCCGCUGCUCCUCGACCGUCUCUUUGGGGCCGUCGGGUUCGGCUGGACGCUGCGCAUUGUGGGGUUCAUAUCGCUGGCCCUGCUGGCGCCGGCCUGCGUGUUCAUCGUGCCCCGACUGCCCCCAAGACGCCGCGGCGACGUGCCCAAGGCGGAGAUGCGCGCCGUCCUCCAGGACACCACGUUCUGGCUCCUCGUCACCGGCAUGCUCCUCGUCAUGUGGGGCAUGUUCAUCCCGCUCUACUACCUGCCGCUGUACGGAAUGCACCUCGGGCUGGGGGCCACCUUUUCCAACGACCUGCUCACCAUCCUCAACGCCGGCUCGCUCGUGGGCCGCGUCCUGUCGGGCGCGCUCGCAGACAAGAUUGGCAGCUUCAACACGGCCAUACUCUGCUCGCUCCUGUCGGGCAUCGUCCUGCUCUGUCUGCACGCCAUGCGCACCAAGGCCGCCGUCCUCGCCUUUGCCGUGCUGUACGGCCUGUUCUCGGGCGGCCUCAUCUCCCUCCAGACGGCCUGCGUCGCCCAGAUCACGGACAACAUGCAGCUGAUCGGCGUCAAGAUUGGCCUCAUGAUGGCCGUGUGCUCCAUCGGGGCCCUGACCGGCAGCCCCAUUGGCGGCGCGCUGGUGGCGGCCAACGGGGGCGAGUUCUACGGCCUCAUCAGCUUUGCGGGCGGCAUCCUGCUCGCAGGGACCGCCAUCCUGGGCUCGUCAAGAUGGACCAUGGGCCGCCGGCUACCCGGCGCCGUCGCAGCGGACGGGCUGUACGACUGUGUCGCCGGGGUCCUCGGGGACACUGCGUCGCAGCGCAUCGUCCGCCCCCAGGAUGCCACGUACCUUGACGCACGCCUGGGCGAGGCCAUUCAGUACGACGAGUUACCCCUUUUGAUCAGCUACGCAGAGAGCGCCUCCGAGGUCGGUUCCCUCGUGCAGUGCGCGCAGGCGGCGGGUGUCAAGGCCGUGCCGCGCUCGGGGGGCCACAGCUUCACGGCCUUUUCGGCCCUCAACGGGACGCUCGUCGUCGACAUUGCGCACUUGAACGACGUGGUCGUCUCGGACGACGGCCAGUCGGCGAGGGUGGGCGCGGGCAUCCGUCUGGGCGCCCUCUACACCGCGCUCGCGAUGGAGGAAGAGCACGACGUGUCCUUUGUCGGCGGCAUCUGUCCCACCGUCGGCCUGGCCGGCUUCCUGGGCUCGGGCGGGUUCAACAUGCAGCAGCGAUCGCAGGGGCUCGCCGUCGACCACGUCCUGGCGGCGCGCGUCGUGCUGGCCGACGGGCGCACCGUCGUGGCCUCGUCGUGCUCGCACCCCGACCUGUUCUGGGCCCUCCGCGGCGGCGGCGGCGGCACGUUUGGCAUCGUCGUCGAGUUCACCCUCGCCCUCACCAGGAUCCCCCGCUCCGCCAUGCUGCUCAUGACCUGGAGCAACGACACGGCCUCCCGCUUCCCCGUGGCCAGGCGGUUCCUCGACUGGGCGCCCCGGCAGGAGCCGUCCUUUAUGGCGCAGCUCAACAUCUACCGCGACACGGUCUCGUUGCAGGCCAUGCACUACGGCGCGUCCCGGGCGGCGCUCCAGGACCUCGUGGACCGCUCGGGGCUCGCCGACAUGGGCAGGCCCGAGGUCAUCGUGGCGGGCGGCUGCAGCGCCCACAACGCGCGCCUCUUUGGGUACACGGUCUUUGACUGCGUCCCCGACAACGAGUUGGACGCAUCCAUCCUCAACGUCGCGCCCGACCCCUUUAGCCCGGUGGGCGACCACCCCUGGUUCCAAUACGACGAGGCGCCCAAGUCGGAUGCCAUCCCGCCGGCGGCCCCCUGGGAGCGCUUCCACCGGCUGAGCAAGUCCUUCUUUGUGGACAAGGAGGCACCCUUGCCGGACGAUGUUGUCCAGGGCCUCGUCGACCGCGUGGCGGCCGCCGACGAGGCGAGCGAGGUCUGGGCCGAGUGGCAUGCGUGGAACAUCUCCGACGCGGCCGCGUCCUCCCCCAACGCCUUCCCCUGGCGGGACCGGGCCUACGCCCACCUCGAGUUCCAGAUGCACGGGUCCGAGGACGAGGCGCGACAAGCCACCUACGAGGCCUGGUUCGCCGAGCUCGAGUCGUACCUGCGUCCGUCCGUGGGCCCGGCCAGCUACUCAGGCUACAUGGACGCGGACAUUUCGACGGAGCCGCUGACCUCGUACUACGGAGACAGCGUCUGCCGGCUGAUAGAGGUCAAGAAGGCAUACGACCCGGACGAGUUCUUUACCAAUCCCUUUUCGAUCCCGGCGUCCCCGCCCGAGGGCAUGUACUGCUGA
Molecule: messenger RNA, 2838 nt
Organism: Emericellopsis cladophorae
Lineage: Eukaryota; Fungi; Ascomycota; Sordariomycetes; Hypocreales; Bionectriaceae
Product: FAD-binding-domain-containing protein
Exons: 4
Coding region: 1-2838 (945 amino acids)
Biological process (GO): transmembrane transport
Cellular component (GO): fungal-type vacuole membrane
Molecular function (GO): oxidoreductase activity; transmembrane transporter activity; FAD binding
Source: RefSeq, a predicted model, not a curated record